AUGGUGCAAUGUGAAAUAGCUGAGCCUAAAAUGACAUAUACAUGUUCUAAUGCACAAAAUAAAUAUAUAAUACAUAUUAAUCAAAAAGGUCAAAUGGAAAACAUUCAAGACAAAAAUCUCGGUACUCUACAACCUGUUAGUCAAGAAGUAAAAUUCACAAAUACUAAUCUACCAUUGCCAUUACCAGCACAUUUCAAAAUUGAACCCGACAAUGUUGUUAUGCAACCAAAUGCGAAUUCAUCAGUACAAUUUAUCUAUUAUCCAGUCGAUUUACGACCAUUUAAUGCUAAGGUUGAAAGUUACUGUUCUAUUUUAAAUUAUAUUGUUUCACUUACUCAUAAUCAAAAAACAUUCGUUAAUAAAUCUCUUACCAUCAUUUGGAAUAUAUUAUGUGAAGCAAGUAAAUCACAAACAACAAUUGCCAGUAUUGUUAAUCAAAUUCUUCAUCUUCUUCAUAUUCUUAAUGAACAAAAGAAUUGGUCAUCUAUUCAAGAAUCUUAUUAUCAACAUUAUACGAAACCAAGUUGGAAAACUAUGCUCAUAUUUAUUUCAACUAUUGGUUGCAAUAAUGAAAUUAUUCCAUAUAUUAAUAAAUUAGAAAAUGCCCAUGAAGAAGAAACUAUGGCCAAUAUAAUUUUAGAAAUUGGUUGCUUCAUAUCGACAAAUGAUGAAUUGAUUUCAUUUAAUAAAUAUCAAUCUUCAAUUAAAUCUCUAGAAUUGACAACGUCUUCAACUAUUAAAUUAUUAGAAAAUCUUCAGAAUAUUGUUCCACAAGAACUUCAAGAACAAAUUCAAGCAUAUUUAAUUAUUACACGUCUACCAAAUAUAAUAACAAUUAGC
Molecule: messenger RNA, 840 nt
Organism: Rotaria sp. Silwood1
Lineage: Eukaryota; Metazoa; Rotifera; Eurotatoria; Philodinida; Philodinidae
Source: the annotation of a GenBank genome assembly